Eruca vesicaria subsp. sativa (arugula) is the source of this 330-nucleotide messenger RNA. The record is from the annotation of a GenBank genome assembly. Lineage: Eukaryota; Viridiplantae; Streptophyta; Magnoliopsida; Brassicales; Brassicaceae.
AUGAGUCCGGUGGCUUCAACGAGGUGGUGUCCAACGCCGGAGCAACUAAUGAUUUUGGAAGAAAUGUACCGUAGCGGUAUACGGACUCCUAAUGCGGUGCAGAUACAACAAAUCACAGCUCACUUAGCUUUCUAUGGACGUAUAGAAGGCAAAAACGUCUUUUACUGGUUUCAAAACCACAAGGCGAGAGAUAGACAGAAGCUGAGGAAGAAACUCGCUAAGCAACUUCACCAACAACAACAUCAUCAUCUCCAACUUCAGUUCCAACAAAUCCAACCCAAACCAAUAUCGAUGAUGGAAUUGGAGAAGAAUCUCAAACCAAAGUGCUGA